AUGAGAGGUUACUCAUGGAGAAGGGGAAGACUGGAGAAGCAGGUUCACAAAGAAGGAAGACGUGCCUUCCCAGCACAGGUGAAUGGAAUGGCCACCCACAGAACCAAGAAAGCCUCCUCCAAUGUAACAGGAAGAAGUGGGCAGUUACAGUACAGAUGUGAAGACAGGAUAACAGGAAAUUGGUGUGUCCAUCUCAAGUCUUUCAUUUCAUUUUCUCCGAAAGUCAUAUGGCCAGCACGGGCGGUGUCAAAUUCAAGAUUCCUGAAUCCAUUUGUUGUCGCUUUUGUAGUGAUUGCAGGGGUGGCGAUUGUGGCAAUAGCCAUAGGUUUACUUAUUCAUUUUCUAGCUUUUGAUCGAAAAGCAUGUUUUUACCGUAGCAGCUUUCAAAUAUUAAAUGUUGAAUAUACUGAUGAGUUAAGUUCACCAGCUACACAGGAAUAUAGAACUUUGAGUGAACAAAUUGAGUCCAUGAUUACUAAUGUAUUCAAAGAAUCAAAUUUAAGAAAGCAGUUCAUCAGAGCCCAUGUUGUCAAACUGAGACAGUCUGGCAGUGGGGUGACCGCAGAUGUUGUCAUGAAGUUCCGGUUCAGCAAACGUAACGAUGGAAACUCAAUGAAAGGCAGAGUUCAAGCUAUCUUACAGAAAAUGCUGAAUAACUCUGGAGGCCUGGAAAUUCACUCCUCACCUGGGAUAACAACAAUUACAUCCCAGGAUACAGAAAAUAUUUUCACUCAAGCAUGUGGGGCCCGUCCAGACCUGUUAACACUGUCAGAAGAGAGGAUCAUUGGAGGCACUCUGGCUGAGGAUGGUGAUUGGCCCUGGCAAGUCAGUUUACAUGUCAAUAACGUCCAUCACUGUGGAGGCAUCCUGAUCAGUAACACAUGGAUCCUGACAGCAGCUCAUUGCUUCAGAAGCUACUCUAAUCCUCAACAGUGGACUGCCACCUUUGGUGCUUCUACAAUAUUUCCGAAACGUCGAGCAAGAAUAAGGACAAUUGUAGUCCAUAAUAAUUACAGAUCUGGAACCCAAGAAAAUGAUAUUGCAGUUGUGCAACUCAACACAGCUAUAACAUUCACCAAAGAUAUCCACAGCGUGUGUCUCCCAGAACCCACGAUGAAUACAGUGCCUGGUUCCACUGCGUAUGUAACAGGAUGGGGAGCUCUUACUUACGGUGGCUUCACAGUCUCAGAUCUACGGCAAGGACAGGUCAGAAUAAUAAGUAAUACUGUGUGCAAUGCACCAACUGCUUAUAAUGGAGCUGUCCUUUCUGGAAUGCUCUGUGCUGGGGUACCUACAGGUGGAGUGGACGCAUGCCAGGGCGAUUCUGGUGGCCCACUAGUACAAGAAGACUCGCGGAGGCUUUGGUUUGUGGUGGGCAUCGUCAGCUGGGGCUAUCAGUGUGGCCUGCCAGAUAAACCUGGUGUGUAUACCCGAGUGGCAACCUACCGCAACUGGAUUAGAGAACAAACCCGCGUGUAG
This is a messenger RNA of Dipodomys ordii (Ord's kangaroo rat), 1479 nucleotides long. It is a transcript of the gene Tmprss11d, whose product is annotated as transmembrane protease, serine 11D. Gene Ontology annotation, biological process: proteolysis. The record is from RefSeq and is a predicted model, not a curated record. NCBI's taxonomy places the organism in Eukaryota, Metazoa, Chordata, Mammalia, Rodentia, Heteromyidae. Bases 1 to 1479 code for a protein of 492 amino acids. Gene Ontology annotation, molecular function: serine-type endopeptidase activity. The transcript has 10 exons.